AUGUUUCUAGCAUCGUUAGAUGGGACCAUUUUGCAACUGAAUGGCAGUAACCAGUUCAGGCUGGGGAACGGGUCGGUACAGUUGGACAUUCAGCGGCCGGCGGCAAACGUGACGACCGGCGGUGGAGUCCUGCUGAUUUCGUUUCAGUACGCCUCUGGAGUUACGGUGACCCUAGAUGUACAGUAUGGACCAAUGGUUGGACGACAUUUCAUCAACGUGCUGUACACACCGACUGUGGACUUCCUCGGAGAAACUGAAGGGCUGUGUGGAUUCAUGGAUGAUAUAGAGGAAAACGACUUCCGUGGUCCUAAUGGUACUGUCUACGACAACCCGGUAGACUUUGCAGAAUCAUGGCGGAUCACUUCAUCCCAUGACGCGGGAGGGCUCUACGGCAGUUGGUCAUGGAACAGUUCAAACUUCCAUGCCAGUGACGUCAUGGACAUAUCUUACACCGACCCGACAUUCGUCCCCAUCUACUCCACCGAUGGUCUUCCGGAGCGGCAAAUAUUGUUGGCCACAAACCUAUGUGAGAGUCUGGGGAUCAGUGGGAAUCUUCUGGCAGGCUGUAUCUAUGACGUAUCUGUGACCAACGACAGCAGCCUACUUGAGCAAGAAUCAUUUAAGAUAGGCUGUCCUUCCCAGUGUUCAGGAAAAGGCCGAUGUGUGAAUUCCAGCUGUGAGUGUCUGGAUGGCUGGUCAGGGGCCGACUGUAGCAAAGGUACUGAUUGCAGUAUACAACCAACUUGCUUUGCCGUGGCCAGCUGCUCCAUGCGGGGGGUCUGUGUGGACUGGGACACCUGUCUGUGUGAUCACGGCUGGGGAGGGGAGAGCUGUUCUCAGCCGACCUGCACUGAUCUGGACAGCUGUUCAAGUCACGGCACAUGUGUGGAGUAUGAUGUAUGUGAGUGUGAUCAGGGCUGGACGGGGGUUAGCUGUGCGCUUCCAGACUGCAGCGGCGUAGGCGACUGUUCCAGUCGGGGUGAAUGUGUAGGACCGGACGUCUGUGAGUGCCACAGCGGGUUCAGGGGACAGAACUGCAGCCUGUCGCUGAACUGCACCGAGCUGGAUAACUGUAACGGUCAGGGGCUCUGCGUCAUCACACCUGGAGACGGACAGUCAAAUGUUUCAUGCAGAUGUUAUUCAGGUUUUACCGGGACCAACUGCAGUGACGUGUCGUGUCCCGAUGUUAACGAGUGUUCCGGGAACGGACAGUGUGUGGAGCCGAACCUCUGCUCGUGUGACGCCGGUUUUACUGGUCCCAGCUGCGCCAAUUUCUCCUGUGAAGCCAGGGACUUCUGCUCAGGCCAUGGGUACUGCGUCAAUUACGACGAGUGCCGAUGUGACGAAUCCUGGAGCGGACCGUCCUGCUCGAUUGCAAACUGCAGUGGUGUUAACGACUGCUCUUCAAAUGGUGUAUGCCUUCUACCAAACACGUGUGAAUGCACAAGUGGGUACGACGGAGCAUCCUGCGACCAGUUUAGCGCUCCCAAUGAAAAUGCUCCAGUGUUUACAAACGAGACAUUCUUCGCCAGUGUCCGUGAGAAUGUACCAAUAGGAACAAAGGUUACCACAGUUUCUGCAGACGAUCCUGACGCAGGACGUAACGGCUACAUCACGUAUUCUAUUUCACCCGGUAGUUCAGCGGAUAUGUUCCUUGUUGACGGUGAGACUGGUGAUAUUUCCACUCUCACUACUCUAGACUACGAAACACUGCCUGAAAAGACAAUGUCUCUUGUUGUUAUUGCGAGAGAUAACGGUGUUCCUUCCCUGUCUGCGUCUGCGACUGUUGAAGUGACUGUUCUGGACAUGAACGAUCACUGUCCUACAUUCCAAGAUGACGCAACAAGCAUUCAGCGCAUCCUUCGCCCCGGCCAAUCAUUUAGAAUUGUGGCUACUGACAGAGAUAGCGGCGUGAAUGGCAAAGUUACGUUCUCAAUACUAGGAGAGGAAAACAGCGGAUGGUAUUCUGUCAACGAGUCAACCGGUGCGGUAACCUUGAGUGACGACAUUCCUCCAGGGACAUACACCUUUGUUGUUGUGGCUAGUGAUCAAGCAGUCAUCCCCUGUUCCACCCGCGUCACAGUAACUGUGACAGUUGAGGAAAGCAUCAACGCGGCUACUUCAACCGUCAAUACCCCUAAUGUCUUCACCCCAUCCCGCAUCUUCCACACCGACGAUAUCAUCACCAGGCCGUUUAACGUCUACGCCCCUGGCACCGUCAUCGGACGUGCAUCAGACUGCUACACCAUCUGCAAUGCCUGUAACCGACCAAGCAGCUGUCUCCUGUUCACCCAGCGUCACUGUAACUGUCACAACUGUGGAGAGUACAUGUACAACCGUGCCCGAACCGUCAACUGUUGA
Messenger RNA from Branchiostoma floridae (Florida lancelet), 2361 nucleotides. RefSeq names its product protein eyes shut-like. The record is from RefSeq and is a predicted model, not a curated record. The coding region runs from base 1 to 2361 and encodes 786 amino acids. The transcript has 11 exons. Gene Ontology annotation, biological process: homophilic cell-cell adhesion. Gene Ontology annotation, cellular component: cell-cell junction; plasma membrane. Gene Ontology annotation, molecular function: calcium ion binding. NCBI's taxonomy places the organism in Eukaryota, Metazoa, Chordata, Leptocardii, Amphioxiformes, Branchiostomatidae.